CUGUCAUUCUAUAUGAAACUUAUGUGUGUAUAUGUGACUGAUGGUAACCGUGUUUUGUGUACUCGCAGAAGAAAUAAAUCCUGCGAUACUAAUCGCCGCAGCGAUUAAAACAAUGCUCUGAAUACGCGCGGCAUUUAAUUCGUGUGUGUGCACAUUACAAAUACAAGAUGAGUUUCAAUUAUAAUUAUGCCAACAUUCACUCGAACAAACCGAAAACCAGCCACAAUGCAGUGCCGCCUCCGACGUCGGGCAUCAGCAAGCAGGGCUACUCCACGAUGAACGCAAUUAGCCAAAACAGUCUCUGUGCGGCAUGGGGCAGCAGCAGCAGGAAGCGCGCAAUCACCGAAGACGAAUAUUUUGAUGAUGAUGAUGAAGACAACACAACCAACUUAGCAUAUAUCCCAGCACCUGACAGUCCAGUGAAUCAAGUAAAUAAUCCAGCUGAGGAAGAUGAAGAAGAUGAUCCACUGGAUGCAUUCAUGGCUGGCAUUGCACAACAAGUUCAAAAAGAGCAAAACACACAAAGUGGGCCAAAAGUUGUUAGAAAUGACUUGGAAGAGGAAGAUAUCCAAGAAUCCUACUACAAGUACAUGGAGGAGAACCCAACAGCUGGUUUACUACCAGUGGAUGAAGAUAAUCCUGACAUUGAGUAUGACUCUGAUGGUAAUCCAAUUCCGCCAGACAGAAAACGAAUUAUCGACCCGCUUCCGCCAAUCGAUCACAGUUUGAUCACAUAUAGUCCGUUCAAAAAAGAUUUCUAUGAAGAACACUUAGAUAUCUCAAUGUUAUCAAAUAAUAAGGCGAACGACAUUCGUAAACAACUGGAAUUGCAUGUGACAGGCAACCAAGCGCCCAAACCGGUUGUUUCCUUUGGACAUUUCAACUUUGAUGACAAACUAAUGAAAGCUAUCAUAAAAGCAGAGUAUACAAACCCAACACCUAUACAAUCCCAAGCUGUGCCUUGUGGUUUAUCCGGAAGGGAUGUUUUGGGCAUUGCGCAAACAGGCUCUGGUAAAACGGCUGCAUUUCUAUGGCCGUUGUUGAUCCAUGUGGCUGCGCAAGCGCCAGUUCAGGUUGGCGAAGGUCCGAUUGCACUUAUACUCGCACCAACACGCGAGUUAGCUCUCCAAAUCUACAACGAAUCACGUAAAUUCGCAAGAGUUUACGAUUUACGCGUGAUAUGCGCGUAUGGCGGUGGCUCGAAGUGGGAACAGAGCAAUGCGUUGAAAGAGGGCGCUGAGAUUGUCGUCGCUACGCCGGGCAGAAUCAUCGAUCAUGUUAAAAGCGGCGCGACGAAUUUACAACGCGUUACUUUUCUCGUCCUGGAUGAAGCGGAUCGCAUGUUUGAGCUUGGUUUUGAACCGCAAGUGCGCUCCGUGGUCAAUCACGUACGGCCCGAUCGACAGACGCUUCUGUUUUCCGCGACUUUUAAGAAGAAAAUCGAGCGAUUGGCCAAAGAUGCGCUUAGGGAUCCGAUUAAAAUAUCACAAGGAGUGACAGGUCAGGCGAACGAAGAUGUCACUCAGCAUGCGAUGGUAUUGGCCAGUCCGCAAGCGAAACGUAAUUGGUUGUUCACCCGAUUGGUGGAAUUAACGUCCGCCGGGUCCGUGUUGAUUUUUGUAACGAAAAAACUCGACGCUGAACAGGUAGCAGCCGAAUUGAAGUUGAAAGAGUUCGAUUGUUUACUUCUGCAUGGUGAUAUGGAUCAAGCGGAUCGUAAUAAAGUCAUUACAGCGUUUAAGAAACAGAUGUGUCCGAUUAUGGUGGCUACGGAUGUAGCGGCGCGCGGUUUGGACAUUCCGCAUAUUCGAACGGUUGUAAAUUUUGAUAUCGCGAGAGAUAUCAACACGCAUACGCAUAGAGUUGGACGAACUGGCCGUGCUGGUAAUCAAGGCACAGCGUAUACUUUACUCACCGAUAAGGAUAAAGAAUUCGCCGGGCAUAUUGUGCGGAAUCUUGAAGCGGCCAAUCAGGAGGUGGAUCAAGACGUGUUGGAUCUCGCGCUGAAAAGCAGCUGGUUCAAAAAGCAAAGGUAUAAGAAUAAAGAUCAAGGCCCGAAUGUCGGCGGUCUGGGUUUAGGUUUUUCGGAGAAAAGCGGUAAGAGCGCUGCGCAAUACAAGCCGCCCUCAUCCUCCGCAACGUCAUCCACUGCAUCACCGCGUGGUCCCGCCAGUGAUCGACUUUCGGCGAUGAAAGCCGCAUUUAAGACGCAGUACAUGACGCAGUUCACCACGUCGAGCGAUCAGCAGGCGACGGGCCAUCAACCCCAGGCUAGCCCCGCGCCGCCCCCGCAGCGGAAGAAGAGCCGCUGGGAAUAGUCGUUGCGAUUGUGUGUAGGCUGCAGUUAUAAAUAAAUAAUUAAUCAGC
This is a messenger RNA of Dalotia coriaria, 2367 nucleotides long. Its product is annotated as ATP-dependent RNA helicase DDX42. Gene Ontology annotation, molecular function: RNA helicase activity; nucleic acid binding; ATP binding. The transcript is spliced from 3 exons. The record is from RefSeq and is a predicted model, not a curated record. NCBI's taxonomy places the organism in Eukaryota, Metazoa, Arthropoda, Insecta, Coleoptera, Staphylinidae. Bases 168 to 2318 code for a protein of 716 amino acids.